Molecule: messenger RNA, 7482 nt
Organism: Drosophila gunungcola (fruit fly)
Lineage: Eukaryota; Metazoa; Arthropoda; Insecta; Diptera; Drosophilidae
Gene: C3G
Product: guanine nucleotide-releasing factor 2
Biological process (GO): Ras protein signal transduction; positive regulation of GTPase activity
Cellular component (GO): plasma membrane
Molecular function (GO): guanyl-nucleotide exchange factor activity
Source: RefSeq, a predicted model, not a curated record
GUGUUGCCAUUGCCGUUGGCCGGUUAGCGGGUCUCCAAGACACUCGGACACUCGCUUUUUGCCUGGUCUUUUGCUUCUGCCCGUUUGCGGAUUUUCAUAGUUCAGUGCGCUUUCCAGUCGACAACGACAACGCGAACGCGAACGGUCGACGACGACGACGACGACGACAACGGCGACAGCUGACGACAGCAGCAACAUCAGCAUCACCCACCAGCGACAGAGCAGCGGCGGCGUCUAAAUAUAAUCAUUUUUAUUUGUGAUUUAUUUAAUCAACAUCUCACCCAGAGGCCAACCAGAGGAGCGCUACGAAAAAGUAGAUGGAUAGAUAGAUAGAUAGGAAAAAUCAAAGAAAAUAGCGGCAAAUUGCUCUUGAAAGUGAAAGAAAUUGCACUGAAAGUGCAACAAAGUGUUUGCCUAUCGUGGCUUAUCAAUCAGCUUAUUGAUAUUACAACGCCAAAGUGCCGGUGGUGAAUGGAAAUUGAAAUUGAUAAGAAAUGUGCGGAAAUCGCACUUGAAUGUGUCAAGAAAAUAGGAAAUUGACUCUUUAAAUAAAGUUUAGUUUGUCACACAAUUGCGGCAGUUAAAACUGAAAAGCUCGUAAAUGUUAAAUACAAGGAAAUAUAAAUUUUAUGGCUAAUCAGAUAAAUUGGCAAUCCAACAAAGCGAAUUAAUUUGAAGUAAAUAAAAUUUCAAUCAACAUGACCAAAAAAUGUUGUAAUCGGUAAUCGCUUAAAUCGUUUAUCAUGUACUGGAAAUCGACCAAAAGCAUUAAAAUAAAUGCAAAAUAAACUUUAAAGUGAAAUAUUUAAAUCAGUGUCGGCGUAUAUUAACAAUCUACUUGCUGCUGUCACCGCUUAUCGUGUUGGAUAUGGAAAAGAUGCUGUGUGUUGAUCAGUGUUCGAAACUUCCUUGAAAAUAUAGCCAAUAAAAAGCAAAUCGAAAGUGAAAUAAUCAAUUUAAAACAUGCUACUUGCACAAUAAAAUAAAGAUGUUGCAAUCGGCAAUCGCUUAAAUCAACAAUCUUAUACAAACUACUGAUGUUGCUGGUAUCGCUUAUCGGUAUUUGGUGAAAUCAGCCAUACAUACUGUGUGUGUGUGUGUGUGUGUGUGUUUUGCUAUCGGCGCAUUCGUUUUGGCCAAACAUUUUAACCACAACAAAUUGUUAUGCGUAUGCGUGUUGAAGUUGAAGUUGAAGUUGAAGUUGUUGCUGCCAUUAUGCAAUAUGCCGCAGUUUGAUGAAUCUUUUUUGAGCGACUGUGCGCUGGCCGAUCGCUGGCGUUUCUAUUCGUACACGGUCAAGCAAUUGCCACCGAAUCCCAGUACCGGCGGCGGCAAUGAUAAUAAUAAUGAUGUUGAUGGCGUUCGUCAUCAUCAUUGGAAGACGCAGCGGCAAUCUUGGUCGCCGCGCGAUGGCAACAACAACAGCAACAACUGCAGCAACAACUGCAGCAACAGCUGCAGCAACACCUGCAACAUGGGCAGCAGCGGCAACACGUUGCAUAGCAUCAAAUUCCACAGACGUCGCAAAUACAAAAAGCUGACUCGAUUGGCGCUAUCAACGCCAGCGAUUCCACAGCAGAUGGAUGUGGAUGUGGAUAUCGGUAUGGAGAUGGCGAUGGCGCUGCCCGCCACACCUGUGCCGCUCAAGAAUGCGGUGUGCCACGGCAGCAUCAGUUCUCCAUCCACGCCCGGCAUCGGAGUGGGCGGUGGCGGCUGCAGCAGCAGCAGCAACAACAGCAUCAACAGCGGCGGAUACUCGACCGCCUGCACCCCGCCACCACCCGCGCACCACCACCACCACCACCACCCUCACUUGUUGCAGCAGCAGCAGCAGCAACAGCAGCAACAGCAACAGCAGCAACAGCAGCAGCAGCAACAGCAGGCAACGCCUGGUGGAUCUAGUCGGGUCGCAGGAGGAGCGGGAGGCGGAAGUGGAAGUGGAAGUGGAGUGCCACCGGCACCACCCAGUGCCGGAUCGUCGGGUCACAAGAACAGCCUAAAGGGCACUAAGCUAGCGCGCCGGGCGCGCUCCUUCAAGGACGACCUGAUCGAGAAGAUCUCCCUGAUGCGGACCACCAACAACACGCUGGGGCGCUCCCACUCGCCGCAUAGUCCGCGCAGCAAGCACGGCAGCAAGGCGCCGCCCACCACCGAGGAGGUGCAGCGGUCCACCCAAACGCUGGAGACGCACGUCAAGGACAUCUCGAACGCGCUCAAGCACUUCCGCGAUGUCAUACUCAAGAAGAAGCUGGAGGUGCUGCCCGGCAAUGGCACGGUCAUCCUGGAAACCAUAGCCAGCAUGUAUUCCGUGAUCCAAACCUAUACGAUGAACGAAAACAGUGCCAUCAUGAGCUCCGCCACGCAGCAGGUCUACCAGAGCCUGGGCAAGCUCAUCAAGCUCUGCGACGAGGUGAUGCUCUCCGAGGAGAGCGGCGAGUGCGCCUCGUUGAGCAACGAGAAUGUCCGCGAAGUCAUCGAUCUUCUGGAGGAUGCAGUGCGGAAUCUCGUCACGCUGGCGCAGGGCAAGCUGAAGGAGCAGGAUCAGAGCGCCUUCCGCUACAGUGGAUCUGGUUUGGGCGGCAUUGGUGCGGCGGCGGACAUAAUGAGCGUGGUCUCCGCCUCGCCAGGCGCCUUGGCCGGUGUCCCUGGCGCCGGCAUUAUGCGUGUUUCGGCCGCCGAAUCGGCGGCCAUUGCGCAGCGCACCUCGUUGCCGGACAUUGCGCUGACGCCCAAGGAGCGCGACAUCCUGGAGCAGCAUAACGUGAAUCCCAUGCGCGGCUCCCACAGCACCGAAAGCAUCCUGCGCGACACGAGUCCACCGCCGAAGCCACCGCUGCCCAACCGGGCCAGCAAUCCGCCACCGUUGCCGCCAAAGCGACGCAGCCAACCGGGAGCAGCUUCCGGAGCGGGAACGGGAGCGGGAACGGGAGCGGUAGUGUCCUCGUCAUCGACAUCCACCUCCAAUUUGGAUUUGGACUGCAGCUCCAACAUUUCGCUGCUGAACUGUGGCGUGGAUCGCCUGUCAGUGCGCUCGCGAUCCCCGGAUGAGAACAGUCAGUGCUCCUUCGACUCGGCCUUGAAUCACUCGCGGGAGGAGGAGGACCAACAGCAGCAGCAGCAGCAACAGCAACAGCAGCAGCAACAGCAGCAGCUGAGACAGAUGAUGCCAAAGAUGCCGGCGAUGAUGGACGAGGACAUGGACAAGCUGCUCAGCUACAAAACCAUGGAGGACAAAAUGCAGACACCACUUUCGGUUGGUGGUGGUGUUGCUAGUGCUGGAAGUGCUGGUGCUGGUACUGGUACUGGUGCUUCUGCUGGUGGAACUGGAGGAGCAGCCGAUGGCGGAGCUGCUGCAUCAGUGGCUGGUGGCGGGGAAACUAACAGCAAUCGCCACUCAAACGAAUCGGGUUUCGUUUCGAUGCGUGAGUUUCGCACCUCCACGCAGACGGAGUCCUCUACGAAGUCCUCGAGCAGCAAUUCGGAGAUUGCAAUCAGCAUCAGUGAGUCGACGACGGCGGCGGCGGCGUCGAUGGGGAUCAGCAGCAGCAGCGAGUACCAGCAGAUCAGCCAGUCGGUGUCGCACAGCCAGCGGCAGGUGUCGAGCAGCAGCAGCAGCAGCUGCACGACCACCACCACGAGCAGUAGCACCACCACCACCGGCUAUGCCAGUGGCAUCAACAGCGAACUGGAGCCAGAGCUGGCGCCCGCCCUGCCGCCCAAGAGCAUCCACCGGGGCAGCCUCACGCGUCACGAGUCCACCGGCGCCGGCGCCGGCGAUGAGCUGGACGAGGCGCAUUCCGGCUGGGCCAGCCACCGGAGCAGCCAGUCGGAGGUGGCCGAGCUGCGCCAGCUGUCGCCGCACCAUCACCUCAACCCCCAUCUGCAUCAGCAUCCGCAUCACUAUCACCAUCCGCACUCGUGCUCCGCGGGACAGCUGCAGCAGUGGCAGGCGAAGCACCACAGCCUGAUCGAGGGACCCCAUCUGCAGCGCCAUUUCGACCAGGAGCCACCGCCGUUGCCCAUGAAGAAAAAGCACAUUCUGGCUUACAUGGAGAUCUGCUCGGCGUCCACGCGAGUUGAGCGCUGCCAGACGAUCCAUGGCGUCAACACCAUACGCAACAUCACGCACAGUCAGACCAUGGACACCAUGUCGACGAGCAAGAAGCAGUCGCCGGAGCAUGAGAUUCCGCCCGCCCUUCCGCCAAAGAACUCCAGGCAACGCAAGGCGACCAGCCUGGGACCGUCGCCCUCGCUGCAGCCCAUCAUUGUGACCACGCCGCCGCCGAGUCCGAAGCCGACGCUGGCCGAGAAUGGGUCGACGGGCAGGCCGGACAGCCGCAUGGCCACCGUUUGCGAGGAGCUCAACGAUGGCCUGGCCAUCGAGGAGUCGCUGCCGGAGCCCCGUUCGCCUGUGCUGGACAGCAAUGAGAAUGUGAGCGCUGUCGACGAUGGCGGCCACACCUUCUACUGUCACUCGCAUCAGCUGCCCAGCGAAUUGGGCGUUGGCGUUGGCGUGGUCGAGGGCGAGGAUAAUGCCGGCCAGCCGAUAAGCACACCCCAGUUGCUGGAGGAGUCGGAACCGCUGACGGAGGACCACCAGUCCAGUCGCGGUUCAGGUGUCAGCGCUGUCAGCGUUGACGAAGUUGCCAAGCCAGAGAAUGCCGCCCAGCAGCAGCAGCAGCACCACCACCACCACCACCACCAGGAGGAUGAGGAGGAAGCGGAGGCGGAGCCAAAGGAGAUGCUGAUCAACAUGCUCGAGGAGGUCAACAUCACACGGUACCUGAUACUCAAGAAGAAGGAGGAGGACGGGCCGGAGGUGAAGGGCGGCUACAUUGACGCCCUCAUCGUGCACGCCAGCCGUGUCCAGAAGGUCGCCGACAAUGCAUUCAGCGAGGCCUUCAUUACCACCUUCCGCACCUUCAUCCAGCCGAUCGACGUGAUCGAGAAGCUGACCCAUCGCUACACAUACUUCUUCUGUCAAGUGCAGGACAACAAGCAGAAGGCCGCCAAUGAGACCUCCCUGCUGGUCCGAGUCGUCAACGAUCUCACGUCGACGGAUCUCACUAGUCGACUGCUGAGCCUGCUGGUGGAGUUUGUCUAUCAGUUGGUCUGCUCUGGCCAACUCUACUUGGCCAAGUUGCUGCGCAACAAGUUCGUGGAGAAGGUGACGCUGUACAAGGAGCCCAAGGUGUACGGCUUCAUCGGGGAGCUGGAGUGCGGUGGUGGCGCCGGUGCGGGAAUCGCCGGAUGUGGUGGGAGCAGUGCAUCCGCUGGAGGCGGCGGUGGGGGCAACCAGCCCAGCCUGCUGGACCUCAAGUCGCUGGAGAUUGCGGAACAGAUGACGCUGCUAGAUGCGGAGCUGUUCCAGAAGAUCGAGAUACCCGAAGUAUUACUAUUUGCCAAAGAUCAGUGCGAGGAGAAGUCGCCCAACCUCAACAAGUUUACCGAGCACUUCAACAAGAUGUCCUACUGGGCGCGCUCCAAGAUCCUGCGUCUGCAGGAUGCCAAGGAGCGGGAGAAGCAUGUGAACAAGUUCAUCAAGAUCAUGAAGCAUCUGCGCAAGAUGAACAACUACAACUCGUAUCUGGCGCUGCUCUCGGCCCUCGAUUCGGGCCCCAUUAGAAGAUUGGAGUGGCAAAAGGGCAUCACCGAGGAGGUGCGUUCCUUCUGCACCCUCAUCGAUUCCAGCUCCAGUUUUCGCGCCUACCGCCAGGCCCUGGCCGAAACUAAUCCGCCCUGCAUACCCUACAUCGGCCUGGUUCUGCAGGAUCUGACGUUCGUGCAUGUCGGCAACCAGGACUACCUGUCCAAGGGCGUCAUUAACUUCUCCAAGCGCUGGCAGCAGUACAACAUAAUUGUCAACAUGAAACGUUUUAAGAAAUGCGCCUAUCCAUUUCGACGCAACGAGCGCAUCAUACGCUUCUUUGAAAACUUCAAGGACUUUAUGGGCGAGGAGGAGAUGUGGCAGAUAUCCGAGAAGAUCAAGCCGCGAGGCCGCCGCCCCGUCAACAAUUAGUCUUCAAGCAGCAACAGCAAAACACCAAUAUUAUAUAUUACAAGAAAUAUAUAUACAAUAUUAAUUAAAUAGUGCAAAUGGUUGGCACGUCUUGGAGAUGCAUCAACAGGAGCAGCCGAAAAAAAACUAUUCUAAUGGGUCUGAGCAUCAAUGUUCGCUAUUCUCUGUCUAUAUAUAUAUAUAUAUAUAUAUAUAUACAAUUAUACAAGAUAUCUAGAUAUAGUUACCAGCCGAGGCAGCCGGAACAGAAAUACAUAUACCUAAGAUAUAGCAAUUCAGAUACGGAUACACGUAGCCGCGUACAAAUAACGAGCCGAUCUGUAGUUUAACUAUUAAGCUCUAUGACGGUUGGGCCAUGUGGCCCAUCCUCAGCUAACUCCCCACCAAUAAUCGAGUCCCUAUUUACAAGUCACAAGUCUCCCCGAAUUUUCCCCGGAAUUUUUGCCAGCACUAGAACACCAAACUUACGAACCACCAGAUAGACAAACCAAUCAAGAAAUCAGCAAUUCUCGUUUUUGUUUUGAGAUCUCUUUUUACACAAGAACACAACGAAUUUUUGGAAUCAAGCUACGUGUGUGCGUAGAGGCCAACCGAAAAACUAUAUUCGAUGAUAUAUGUAGCGAUAUCUCGGACUACGAAUUGAUGCAAUCCACGAGCAGAAUACCAAGCCACCAAGCACAAAGCGUUAUAUGCAAUUCUCUCAAAACAACCAAUAUUAAACCAAUAUACCUACUACUCCUGUGUGUUAGAAGUUAUUGAAAAUAAGACUCAGAAUCGAAUUUCGAUUCCAGAGUGCAAAAUGCAGAGCGGUGUCGAUCAAAUCAAACAAUCAAAAAUUCAUUUCGCGACUCAAUUAAUCGAAGCAACUUUUAAAGUUACAAAAACAAAACAAAAAACAAAAAAAAAAACACAUGGAAGAUUACCUAAAAUCAAUUUGCUUUUAAAUGUGCGACUAACAUUAAAAAUAUUUAUGGGCAUGUAAUAAUAGUUCUAAUAAAAGCUUUUGACUUCUCCUUUCGAUUCUGCAAGGAAUAAAUUUAUUGAUAAUGUGUGUAAAAAUAAAUAUUAAACAAGAGAAGAACUUUAGAGCUGAGUUAUAAAUGAAAUGAUAUCGAAAUUAAAUCGACCUCAGUGGUUUUUACUAAGCAAAACUCUGUCUAAUCUGAAAAUACUGUAUUCUUAUUUAGAAAUGGGAUAAAGAAACAAAGGCUGCUUAUUUGAAGAAUAUAAUUCCCGAUCACCAUAACCAUUUUUAUUGAAAGUAAAUAAUAAUUUGUGUUGAGUGAAUUCGGUCUUCAUUUUGCUGCUGCUUCCGGCGCCGAUGGCGCAUAAAUUAUGUUUACUAAGCUAACGAACCUAAGGAUAACAAUUUACUCCUUUUUUUUCUCCUAUUUUUAAAUUAAUUAUACUGUAUGUAUGUAUGUAUGUAUGUUAAACUUAACUGAUUAGUUGAUAUGUCAUUA